AUGAGAUUUGAUAUGCUAAUCAUAGACUAUGCAAAUGAAGCUCUAGUUUUUUGAUUGAUUUCAAGGUAGUUGGAAGAUAUUUUUCGGUGCUGCUGUUGGUGGCUGUAAAUAAAACUUCCAGAGACUUCAGAAGAAGAAGAAAUAUUUGAUUUCAUUUGAUUUGAUUAUUGUUUAUAGUAUAUUUGUAUGCUAUUAUGUAUAAAUAUAUCAUAUACUAUAUAUAUAUAAAUAUUUACAUAUGCGUGAGGCAUGAGAGUGAUUGGUUUCAAUCUACAUGCUCAUGAUCUGGUGACAGAGAACCAGUGACCCACAUUGGUCAUUGGGGUGGCCUCUUUCUUUGCUUCUUCUUUCUAAUUGAUGGAAGCAAAUUCAUCUGCACAUACCCUUUAUUGGAGGGUAUAUGAUUGCUUUGGCAUUUUAAUUAUUCUUCUAGUUGAGAAAGUCUCCAACUGAAGGAAGAAGAGGCCUAUUUUGCAAUCUGCUUAUGAAUUCAAAUCAAUAUCUGAAGAGAUUUCUUUUGUAGUUUUGACUGUCUUCUUUUUAUCUAUCUCCCUAAUACAUAUUUGAUUAGAGAUUUAGAGAGUUCUAUUUUGUUUUUUGUGAGCCAAAAAAAUCCAUAGUGACACCUGUUUGUGUGUGUUAAGGAAAACAUAGAUACAUGAUAAAGCCUUGCAUAUGCAACAGAAGCCAACAAAACAACAUUUAAAACACACCCAGAGAGGUACAGAGAGACACCCUUUAAGGCUUGCUUUAACUACUGAGCUACUACUGAAGUGGCCCUCCUUCAUAUUUCUAUUUUUGUACCUUUCUUUCUUCCCCCUUAACAUUUUUCUCUCUCUGUCUUUCAAGCAUAGGUUAUAUGAUUCUGUUUUUCUAACAGGAAUUUUGAACCACAACCAAUCUCAAGCAACUCUUAAUUCUCCCUCGUUGCCUUCGAAUUUUCUCUAAUUCUUCUGGGCAACCCUUAUCCUUGUAGAAUUGAUGUCAAAUUUGUACAAUCAUAUUUCUUCACCUGCAUCCCAAAGGGCCAAUUCACCAAAUAUAAACAUGAGAAGCAAUUUUGAUGUUGAUAGUCAGUACUUAACAGAGCUGUUAGCAGAACACCAGAAGCUUGGACCUUUCAUGCAAGUUCUACCCUUGUGCACCAGACUCCUUAAUCAAGAGAUUUUAAGGGUUUCUGGGAAGAGUGGAUUGUUGCAAAACCAAGGGUUUAGUGACUUCGACAGAAUGCAAUUUAUAAGUUCAAGUCAUAUGGCUUCUUCAGACUUAACACCAAACUUUACUGGUUGGAACAGCUUGUCACAUGAGAGGUUAGCUGGAGCACAGGGACUGAACAUGGAUUGGCAAACAGCACCUGUUGUUCCAAGUUCUCCCAUUGUGAAGAAAAUACUGCGCUUGGAUAUUCUUAAGGAUAGCUAUCCAAAUUUCAAUUUUGUUGGCCGGCUUCUUGGCCCAAGGGGUAAUUCACUGAAGCGAGUGGAGGCUACCACAGGUUGCCGUGUAUAUAUCAGAGGGAAAGGUUCAAUUAAAGAUCUAGACAAGGAAGAGUUGUUAAGGGGAAGGCCUGGCUAUGAGCACCUGAAUGAUCCACUUCACAUUUUAAUUGAAGCUGAACUACCAGCCAGUGUUGUUGAUGUAAGGUUGAGGCAAGCACAAGAAAUCAUUGAAGAGCUACUUAAACCAGUGGAUGAGUCACAGGACUAUUACAAGAGGCAACAACUAAGAGAACUCGCUAUGCUCAAUUCCAACUUUAGAGAAGAGAGCCCUCAACUGAGUGGUAGUGUCUCGCCAUUCACUUCUAAUGAAAUAAAACGUGCCAAAACUGAUCAAUAGUGAAUUAUAUAAAUUAUAUGUUGAGAAUUGCUGCAUUUGAUGUUGCUUCCUGUAACUAAAUUCUGUAAAGCUGCAAUGAGAGAAGGCAUUGCUGAUAUCAAUGAUGCUGUUGAUUUGGAGAACAAAAUAAAGCGAAGAAAAACAUAUUAUUAAAUUAUAUUUUGACCUGUCAUCUAUAAUGUGUAUAAAUAUGAUAUUGUUGGAAUUUAUACACUGUUUAUUGAUAGUAUUGGAAAUAUGUGUUUUU
Abrus precatorius (Indian licorice) is the source of this 2080-nucleotide messenger RNA. Its product is annotated as KH domain-containing protein At3g08620-like. Gene Ontology annotation, molecular function: mRNA binding. Lineage: Eukaryota; Viridiplantae; Streptophyta; Magnoliopsida; Fabales; Fabaceae. Gene Ontology annotation, cellular component: nucleus. Bases 982 to 1833 code for a protein of 283 amino acids. The record is from RefSeq and is a predicted model, not a curated record. Gene Ontology annotation, biological process: regulation of mRNA splicing, via spliceosome. The transcript is spliced from 7 exons.